UGAAAGAAAGCGAGUACGUAGAGAUUUACACACUAUCUCUCUCUCUCUCAUUGGUUUCAUCGAUCCUCAAGCUCUGAACUUCCAAGAGAAAAAAGGCCUUUUCUCUGCCUCCUCUCCUCAGACGGAUUCCUCAAAACACGCACGCACACACUCGCUCUUUUUCUGCGACUCUUACAAUUCAAUCACUUUUCCUCCUUCAUUCUCAUCAAACACUUGCUAAGAUUAGCUAGAAAUAGCUGAAAUCAAUGGCGUCUUCACUUUCCACAACUGCCUCCGCUUCUGCUUCCGCUGUCUCCAAAACCACUGCCAAUUUCCCUCACUACAAUACUUCCGCUGUUUAUAGGGUCUCCUUUCGCCUCUCUCCUGCAUCCAAGUUCCGCUUUUGCGCCAAGGGUCUGAAGCAUGGUCGUGACAGCUCCACCUUUGUGAAAGCCCAGCUGAAUGAGGUUUCUGUGGAUGGAUCCUCAAAUGCUGCUGCCUCACCUUCAAACAAAUCGGAACCACCAUCUACAGAAGCAAAGGAUGCUAAGCCAUCAAAUGAGUCUUCGCCUCCAACUUUGGCAACAGAGGAGUCAAUAUCUGAAUUUAUUACACAAGUUGCAAGCCUUGUGAAGCUGGUUGAUUCAAGAGAUAUUGUGGAGUUGCAGUUAAAACAACUUGAUUGUGAACUGAUAAUCCGGAAAAAGGAGGCGUUGCCUCAGCCCCCUUCUCCUGCUCCAGUGGUUAUGAUGCACUCACCUUCACCACCACCAUCAAUGCCUCCAGCCUCACCUGCGGCUUCCGCUGCAGCCUCUAUUCCAGCUCCUGCUGCUUCACCCCCAUCACCUGCACCUUCUGCUGCUAAAUCACCUAAGUCAUCACUUCCACCACUUAAAUGCCCUAUGGCAGGUACAUUCUACAGAAGUCCAGCACCAGGUGAACCCCCCUUUGUGAAGGUUGGAGACAAAGUGCAGAAAGGACAAGUCGUAUGCAUCAUUGAAGCCAUGAAAUUGAUGAAUGAAAUAGAAGUAGCUUGAUUUCCAUCUGACGAAUCAUUGUCCUGGAAGUUAUUGGCAUUCUAGUUUAUAUUGUAUGAUACGAUAGCCUCCGAAAUUCUGAAAUUAUAUAGUUAAUCUAUUUUAGGAUUUUAGGGAAUCGUGCUGGAAAGAUGUAGGUGCAACUAUUUCAGGUUAAGAAAUUGAGUGGAGGAGAAAGAAUUUAAUUAUCAGUAUAAAUCAUAUUAGGAGAGAAAGAGAUAUGGUUACUCAGUAUUCAUGAAGAUGUGGGCAAAGAUGAAGAGAGUAAGGAAAAGAAGAAGAAGAAGAAGAAGAACAAGAAGAAGAAGAAGAAGAAGAAGAAGAAGAAGAAGAAGAAGAGAAGAGAACAGAAAUAGAGAAAAUCACACUAGGAGUGGGAAAGGGGAGGCUGUAGGAAUAUACCCUAGAAAGCAAAUAAACUUAUCCUAAGAUGCAUUGCGACCUUCUGUUACAAAGAGGAGACUACUUCACAUUAAAGCUUUUCACAAGUUUGCCGUUUGUGACCUACAUAUCAUCAACUAUUUGUGUAUAAAGUGAGGUUAAUGCUAAAAUGAAAAUUGCUAUUAAUUGGCAGCAAAUUUCAAAGUUGAAACGUAAUUAGUAGUUGAAUGUUUGCUAGUUCAAGGCAUUUUAUUUAUUUAUAUUUUGAAAUAUCUCUAUUUGUUUUCUU
Messenger RNA from Manihot esculenta (cassava), 1686 nucleotides. Its product is annotated as biotin carboxyl carrier protein of acetyl-CoA carboxylase 1, chloroplastic. Lineage: Eukaryota; Viridiplantae; Streptophyta; Magnoliopsida; Malpighiales; Euphorbiaceae. The transcript has 6 exons. Gene Ontology annotation, cellular component: acetyl-CoA carboxylase complex. The record is from RefSeq and is a predicted model, not a curated record. Gene Ontology annotation, molecular function: acetyl-CoA carboxylase activity. Bases 246 to 1016 code for a protein of 256 amino acids. Gene Ontology annotation, biological process: fatty acid biosynthetic process.